Chaetomium globosum CBS 148.51 is the source of this 1239-nucleotide messenger RNA. RefSeq lists its product as uncharacterized. The transcript has 2 exons. Lineage: Eukaryota; Fungi; Ascomycota; Sordariomycetes; Sordariales; Chaetomiaceae. The record is from RefSeq and is a predicted model, not a curated record. Bases 1 to 1239 code for a protein of 412 amino acids.
AUGCCUAUCAAUUGGGUGGGGGCUCUCCGAACCCCGAUAGCAGGAGCUGCCGCCAAGCCGCAACCUCGCUUGAACAUUGCCCGGCACCGACAAAAAUUCGGCCCCGCCAACGACCGGACCCUGCUCUACCUCUCCAUAGGUAAACCAAUUGGCCCGGUCAACUUCAAAGACAUCCAGAUGGCGUCCUUCUCCAGGGGAUUCGGCCCUCGGCUACUACUCGUCGUCCGGCUACAAGUCCCGUCCGAGUGCGCAGCAACACAGGCACGACAGCUCCUCCGUGCCCGCUUUUCCACCACCCGACUGCUCCAAAAAGGCGGCCGAUCACACCGACUCGCCAACAAGCCCACCCCCAAACCAAGCCCCGCGACGGCUCCCAAGCCCAAAGCAGCCACCCCCAAACCCGCACCCAAAGCCAAAACCGCUCCCAUCCUCGGCACCACCACCGCGAUCCCCGCCGCCCGUCCCCUCGCCACCAGCAGCGGGUACGCCGAGCAGCUGGCACUCAAGGGCCGCACGCUGCUGUACGAGUCGCCCUCGCACUUCUGGUUCCGGGCCGGGUGCUUCUCGUCCGCGACCUUCUGCGUCUCGUACGCCGUCUACCAGUACUGGACCGUGAUCCUGCACCCGCCCGAGGGGCUGAUGUGGUGGAUCCCGCACGCCUUCGGCGUCAUCCUGGUCUUCAUGGCCGGCAUGGGCGCCUACUUCGUCACGGGCGCGGGUCGCAUCGUGCGGUCUAUCGAGGCCGUCCCCGCUAGUGCGGUUGCCGCGGCCGCGGCGAAGCAGAUCGCUGGUGCCGGUGGCAGGAGUAGUCCGGUGUAUAUUCAGGUCACCACCCGCCGCAUGGGACCCUUCAUGCCGGCCAAGAAGCAUCUGCUCCCGCCGGAGGAGGUGCUCUUGCCGUUCCGGAUGUACAGCGUGUUUGGUGGCGAGAUGGGCGGGCAGAAGGCGAUGAGCUUGGCCGAGAGGGUGCGGUUGGAACGCGCGGCGCAAGAGGCCAGGAUUGCGGAGCGCAAGUAUACCAUGGAUCACCUACUGACGGCGCCGUUCCGGGACGCGAAGAAGGCCUUCGGCGGCGCGUGGGAGGGGAUCGUUCGGUCAUUUAACCGUGGCGGGUUCGUCAAGAUCCAGCUGGGGAAGCAGGAUUAUAAGUUGGAUGUUACUGGCGGCUGGGCGCUGGAUAACGGGAGGGCUAUGGAUAGGCUGUUGCCGGUUAGGCCGAAUGCGAUGAGCGCGAGGUAA